AUGCAGCUGGUAGCCAGGAUCAUAGCUGUUCUGCUGUUGGUCUGGAGCAUGAGAGCAUCCACGCUGCCCGGGGAGGAUAAGUUUUCUCUACAGAGCAGCAGGGAGCAAACCAAAGCCCGAAAAGGUCUGAUCCUGAAAAUGCUGGCCGAUCUACUGGACGGGAUGGAUGUGGACCGUGACACAGCCGCUUCCUCCAACUCGGAAAAUCUGCUCGAAGGCAAACUGGAAGAAGAGCCCUCGGUGUUGGAGAGGUUAUCCCAGCUCACCCAGAGGGAUCGCAAAGCCCCCUGUAAAAACUUCUUCUGGAAAACAUUCACCGCUUGCUAACACCUCCACCAGUGAGCUGUUCCCCGGCCCUCCACCCCUCCUCUUUGCCUCUGGAUCUGGGGGGGGGAGCUCCAACUCAUCUCCCACAAUGUAGGGUUGCCAACUGGAGGAGGGGGAAUUCAUAGGCAUGACCUGCUCCUGUCCCUUUAACAGAGGUUUGAUUUGCAUAUCCUCUUCCCUCCCGUCUCUUUUUCCUUUUGUGCCAUGUCUUUAAUUGUAAGCCUGAGA
Rhineura floridana is the source of this 555-nucleotide messenger RNA. Its product is annotated as somatostatin-2-like. Gene Ontology annotation, cellular component: extracellular region. Bases 1 to 327 code for a protein of 108 amino acids. NCBI's taxonomy places the organism in Eukaryota, Metazoa, Chordata, Lepidosauria, Squamata, Rhineuridae. The record is from RefSeq and is a predicted model, not a curated record. The transcript is spliced from 2 exons. Gene Ontology annotation, molecular function: hormone activity. Gene Ontology annotation, biological process: regulation of cell migration.